Molecule: messenger RNA, 1001 nt
Organism: Chelmon rostratus (copperband butterflyfish)
Lineage: Eukaryota; Metazoa; Chordata; Actinopteri; Chaetodontiformes; Chaetodontidae
Gene: tspan10
Product: tetraspanin-10
Exons: 3
Coding region: 9-1001 (330 amino acids)
Cellular component (GO): membrane
Source: RefSeq, a predicted model, not a curated record
CUGACACCAUGAGGAGGUAUUUGGGGAUAACGAGGAUUUCUUUGCCGUGGUCGAGGAGGGUCACCACGCAGAAUGAGUCCAGUCCACUUCUACCAAAGGCAGGCUCUGAAAAAGAGAAUGGUGAGGAGCUCAGCCACGUCACUGCUGAAUUUCACCAAGCAGGGCCAAACAGUGGACGGGACAACAACAACCCUGUGUUCUCAAGGGUCCGACCCCACUACAGAUACUCUUUCAUGGACUAUUUCCUAAAAUACUUCCUGUUCCUAUGCAAUCUGAUGUUCACAGUUCUGGGUCUCGUGGUUCUGGGUCUGGGGAUGUGGGGUCUCAUCAGCAAAGAGUCGUUUGCUCAGGAGAGGAUCGGCAGCAUCGGCACCGAUCCGAUGCUGAUACUUGUGGCUAUGGGCUUUGUGCUGACUAUGCUCUGCCUGUCGGGCUGUGUGGGCGCCCUGAGAGAGAACUGCUCCUUACUGAAGCUGUUCUCUGCUGCGGUGCUGGUGCUCAUCAUAGCCCAGGUGCUGGUCGCCAUCUUGGCCUACAGUCUACAAGAUCAGAUCGGAGGCUACUUGCGGUCAGGGAUGCUAGCUGCCAUGGUGCGUUACCAGGAUGAUCUGGAUCUGAGGUUCAUCACGGACGAGAUUCAGUCAAAUCUGCAGUGCUGUGGGGCAGAUGACUACCGUGACUGGGAGAUCAACAUAUAUUACAACUGCUCGGCUCCCGGGGUGCUGGCCUGCGGGGUCCCUGCCACAUGCUGUGUGGACCCUUUGGAGAACGGCACAGUGUGGAACUCUCAGUGUGGUUUAGGAGCCCAGCUGCUGGAUGAGUUUACUGCUCAGAGCGUCAUCUUCCUGGGCGGCUGUCUUGGGGGGAUCUCUCGCUGGAUCGAGCAGCACCAGGGCCUGAUAGGGACAGUUGGAAUUGUUGUACUGGGGGUCCAGAUCCUGACUCUGUUUAUCACGACACGACUGCUAGAAAGCAUCCAGUGGCAUAAGGUUUACAUAUAA